GAACUCCGCUUCCCAGAAGGCAGUGCUCUCCAGGCUUUCGGAGCGCGUUUCCCGUCCUGCGUUCCGAGGGCGCGCGCGCGAAGAUGGAGCUGGGCGCCUUCGAGCGGGACAAUGCGGCGAACUGCUCGGUGGACUCCGCGGUGCCGCCCGUUUGCCGGCGCGAGCUCUGCAGCCUGGGCAUUGACGAGGCAGGCAGGGGCCCGGUGCUGGGUCCUAUGGUAUAUGGAAUAUGUUACUGUCCUCUGGCCCGGCAGGGAGAUCUGCAAACUCUGAAAGUAGCAGACUCCAAGACACUGACAGAGGCUCAGCGGGAGCAACUCUUUGAGCAACUGAACGCAGCCAAGGAUUAUGUAGGCUGGGCUCUGCAUAUCCUCUCCCCCAAUUUCAUCUCUACUAGCAUGCAGCAGCGAGCGAAGUACAACCUGAAUGCUCUUUCACAUGACACAGCCAUUGGCCUGAUCCAGCAUGCAUUGGACUUGGGGGUACAGGUUGCAGAGGUCUUUGUGGAUACAGUGGGGCCAGCAGACAAGUACCAAGAGAAGCUGAAACGCCAGUUCCCAGGACUGGAGGUCACUGUAAGAGCCAAGGCAGACUCCCUCUUCCCCAUUGUCAGUGCAGCCAGCAUCUGCGCCAAGGUGGCAAGAGACAGGGCUGUAAAAAACUGGAGAUUCGCUGAGGAUCUGGAGGACGCUGCAUUGGAUUAUGGCUCUGGCUAUCCCAAUGAUCCCAAGACUAAAGAGUGGCUUGCGCAAAGUCUGGACCCCGUCUUUGGAUACCCACAGUUUGUCCGAUUCAGCUGGAGUACUGCUCAGACCAUCCUGGAGAGCAAAGCUGUGCCCGUUCACUGGGAUGAUAGCGAAGACGACCCAUCCCAGAAAAGCACACAGUCCCUGCUGAGCUUCUUUGCCCAGAAAGAUGCUCCUACUGGGCGCCCUCUCCAUCGCUUCUUUCAUGAACGCAAGCUAGAGACGAUGACAAGCCUCUAGGGGAAAGCACACCCUUCUCUUCUUGCUGCAAUGCAAAAUACUGUCAUUUGUGAAGCACAGUGUGUUUGACUUCACAAGAAACUUUUCUCAUUAACUUGUAUUUAAGCAGGAGCGAUAAUUCCUUCGAGCGACAGCUGCAAGGUGCAGAAUCUCACGGUUUCUAUGUUUUUUACUUAGUUUUGGGGUAAUAAAAAUUUCAAAUGCA
Messenger RNA from Heteronotia binoei (common prickly gecko), 1191 nucleotides. RefSeq names its product ribonuclease H2 subunit A (gene RNASEH2A). The transcript is spliced from 8 exons. Gene Ontology annotation, biological process: DNA replication, removal of RNA primer; mismatch repair. The record is from RefSeq and is a predicted model, not a curated record. Gene Ontology annotation, cellular component: ribonuclease H2 complex. The coding region runs from base 84 to 986 and encodes 300 amino acids. Gene Ontology annotation, molecular function: RNA binding; RNA-DNA hybrid ribonuclease activity. Lineage: Eukaryota; Metazoa; Chordata; Lepidosauria; Squamata; Gekkonidae.